Messenger RNA from Macrosiphum euphorbiae (potato aphid), 504 nucleotides. The record is from the annotation of a GenBank genome assembly. NCBI's taxonomy places the organism in Eukaryota, Metazoa, Arthropoda, Insecta, Hemiptera, Aphididae.
AUGUCAGAACCACAGUCGGCGCUAUUAUUAAAGAAACAACUGACUGAAUUGCACAAGAACCCAGUAGAAGGGUUCUCUGCUGGUCUUAUAGACGAUAAUGAUAUUUACAAAUGGGAAGUGCUCAUUAUUGGACCUCCAGACACCUUGUAUGAAGGAGGAUUUUUCAAGGCUCAUGUUAAUUUUCCAAAGGAGUAUCCAUUGAGGCCACCAAAAAUGAAAUUUGUUACAGAAAUUUGGCACCCUAAUAUUGAUAAAAGUGGUGAUGUUUGUAUAUCAAUACUUCAUGAACCCGGUGAUGAUAAGUGGGGUUAUGAAAAAGCAAGUGAACGUUGGUUACCAGUGCAUACCGUUGAAACUAUAUUGAUAUCAGUUAUUUCAAUGUUGGCCGAUCCAAAUGAUGAAAGUCCAGCUAAUGUAGAUGCAGCUAAAGAUUGGCGUGAUAAUUAUCCAGAAUUCAAACGCAAGGUUGCACGUUGUGUGCGUAAGAGUCAAGAGGAUAUCUAA